GCAUGUAGCCUUAUAAAGCAUAACAACAGGGGCCGGAUAACCGAGAUAAAAGAAGGCUGGCGAGAGGUCAAAGGAAAAUGUCGACUUCAGGAUAUUGCGAUAAAAUCCGCAGGAGCGUACAAUCCUCACAGCGCUGCUCCGAACACUGAACCUGCACUGAUCCUGUAACAGCUGGGGGCAGCGCGGGAUGUUAGGAUGGGUAUGAUGAACGUGUGUGGAUGAUGUGCACGCAUCAAGGAUUAAUCCAUCUCUGCUAGGAGCGGAGAGACUUCGGGAUAAAAAUCACCAUAACACCUCUUCAACGAUCUGUUCUGAAUAUUCCGGAAAAAGAAGCGGACGGGAGGGAGGCAGAGGAGAGAAGAGGAGAGGAGAGGAGAGGAGAGGAGAGGAGGAGGUGGGGAGCUCCAGGAGUGAAGGACGCCACCAUCGUAUCUCUGCAUGGCUGCACUACUCUCCUGAUUGACCGGCCCGCUGAAGGACCGACAAGCCAAACCCACCGGUGUGAGGACUGACAGUGCCUAUAUAAAGCCCUGCAGCAGCAGCCUUACAGCGGGUGUCUGUCAUCAGAUCAUCAUCAUCCUCCUCAUCUUCCUCCUUCUCCUCUUUACGACCUGCAGACUGACUUGGAUUAAUCAUUCUUUUGUAUUAUCAGGAUAGCAUACAGCAGGAGCAGCCAUGUCUCACGGAUGGGGAUACGGAUCAACUAACGGACCUGACACGUGGGGAGUAGAAUAUCCUGUAGCUAAUGGGCCCAGACAGUCUCCCAUCAACAUUGUCCCUAAGGAGGCCAAGUAUGACCCCACUCUGAAGGCUCUGAAACUCAAGUAUGAUCCCUCCAACGCCAGUGGAAUUCUCAACAACGGACACUCCUUCCAAGUGGACUUUGUGGACGACACAGACAGUUCCACCCUGACAGGAGGUCCUAUUUCUGGAACGUACCGUUUGAAGCAGUUUCAUUUCCACUGGGGAGCCAGUGAUGACAGAGGCUCCGAACACACUGUCAACGGCAUCAAGUUCCCCUGUGAGCUUCACCUGGUGCACUGGAACACAAAGUACCCAAGCUUUAAAGAUGCAGCCGGUGAGCCUGAUGGACUCGCAGUGGUUGGGGUCUUUCUCAAGAUUGGUUCUGCCAAUCCCAGGCUUCAGAAAGUUCUGGAUGGCUUGGAUGCUAUCCAGACCAAGGGAAAGCAGACCGUCUUUGCUAACUUUGACGCAAAGACUCUUCUUCCUGGUUCUCUGGAUUAUUGGACCUAUGAUGGCUCUCUGACGACGCCUCCCCUGUUGGAGAGUGUUACCUGGAUUGUCCUCAAGGAGCCAAUCAGUGUCAGCCCGGCACAGAUGUGUAAAUUCCGCAGCCUCCUCUUUACAGGAGAAGGAGAACCUCCAUGCUGCAUGGUCGACAACUACCGGCCUCCUCAACCUCUGAAGGGCCGUCAAGUCCGUGCUUCCUUCAGAUAAACCCUGCUUUGUCUUUAUUGCUCCCUUGCCCUCGUUUAUCCUUCCUUCCUUACCCAAACCCUUUCACUCCUAUUUUUCUCCACAUGCAGUCUUUAGAUUGCUUAUAUUAGCCCUAUUAACAUCAACUUGAAAAGUAGAAUGCUAUGAUGUAGACUACCUGGAUGUAUCUUGAAUAAUAGAACUUACGUUUUGACACGCUUAAGACAUAGGCUCCAUUUACACUUGUCAUUUUAAGGGUCUCAUAAUCAGACAAAAUCCAGAUGAAAGACACUCUCAUUUACAUAUAGCCACAUACUGUAAAUGCAUCUGUUAUUCAAAUCCCAAAUCUUAUUAUAAUCCUUCUUUGUUUUCUCGGCUACAUGCAACUCAGGGUCAGCCCUCCUCCGGUCCAAAAGCAGGUGGUGCACCUGAAGCUGUUUGGUAACUGCCAAUUACACCAGAAGAAUAACUUUUAGACUUGUUUAGUGCACUGUUUAGUUCAUGGAUGUUUAAAGAGAACUGGAUACAGUGUUACAUGCCCUGUGAAUUUGUGAAUCCUAGGGUAGCGAAUAAACGACCUGCCUUACUCUGCCUCUGAUUGGCUUACCCUGACAUUUUUACACAAACCCUUACCAAUCCCACUCCUCUUGCCUAAACCCAACCAAUCCGCCCAACGAUGGCAACGAGUACUAGCCAAUCAAAGGUAGCAUAGGACAGGUCAUUCCUUCAAAAUCCUAGGAUUCACAAAAUUGCACCUUGUUCAUUCCUAUUAAUGUUGCUCAGUGGCGCAUUAAGGCAAAAAAGUAAAAAAUUACCCAGAUCUUCCAUAUUGUUAGGCCCACAAAGCAGGUCCUCUGGAGACUUUUGCUAGCCAAGCAGCUAACUUCUAGCCCUCUGCUAACUUAAUAGCGAUGAAAUUAAUUUAACGUGUGACUCUUCCAGAUCUUAGAAAUGUAAGCAGACUGAAUAGAUCAAAUCCCGAGUACCAUCACAGGAGUAGUGACACUCAAAAAAAUGUAUCCUCUGAUUUAGAGAUGUUCCUUUCACGAUGUAAUUUUAUGAGAAAAGGUCUUUUUGGGCCCAAUGGCAUCACUCAUAAGUUGUAGUCACACGGUUUGCCCACAAUGUCAAAUUGGCUUCGAAGUCCGGUGCUGGUUCUGGGGGCUUGGUUUGGUUACAACACUUAAUCUGUUUAGCUAGUGUUAGCUAAUAGCUAUCCAUAAGCCAAACAAGAACAUGAAUGAAUCGUAUUUAUGAAGAGCAAGCGAGACAGAAAUUUUAUAGUUAUUUUUCACAGCUCUAAGUUACACUACUCCCUCACUCAUACAGCUCAAUGCUCUCUCAUCUCCACAGGUCAAUGCUCUGGCUGGAGCUAUUUUUUUCCGAUUGCUUUAAUGAGACGAAGAACAACGGCUAAUUUCAGUGUUAUUUUAGUAUAACUUUAGGUGCUGUUAUCACAAGGACAGAGGAGACAGAACAUGGAUGUAAUAAGAAAAUCAAACAGUGUGUGGCUAUUUCAACAGACUGCUUACUGCUUAUCUAGCUAGAAUGCAUCUCAAACUUCCUCUGGAGAGGGUGGACGCAUGAAAUGAUUGAAUGUAAAUGUGGUCAUAGAUUGUGCAUGCAUGUGCUCAAAGAAUAUUACAUAGCCUCCACAUUUUUCACUUGGUUAGAGACUGCGCUAUUACUGACAAAGGUAGCUUAAGAAUUUUAGUCUAUUAGCGUACACAUGCCAGGGGACUAGUGAUCUACUUACAGUGUCACAUAUACUAACAAUGGGACAAGAAUUCUAGCCCCUAAUCUACUCAUUUUGUUUGUGACAUGUUAUGCAACCCAUUUUCUCUGGCAACUCUAUAACUAAUAAUCUAUAUUAUUGGUGUGUGCCAGUUUUUUCAAUAAAUAUAAUAAUUUAAAUCAACAGUAAUAUACUUUUUCUGAGCAUUAAUGCAUUUAAGUAACAAAUAAAGACAUACUUCUUAGGCAGCUUUGUUAUGUGAGCUAUAUCCAACAAUUAUGGGCAAAAGCACACCUAGCUUAUUAUCAGAAACAAUAAUCCCUCCAUGAUUUUUGAUAUGAAUUUGCCUUGUUUGAAAAUGAAAGCCUUUAUCAACUUCUGGAAGCUUCUUUCUAUGCAUUUCAGUGUGUUGUGAAUUGUGCUGCAGACAGCUACUCAGAUUGUUAAAGCUAAUGUUUUCAUUGAUGCCUCAUCUAAGUCAGUUUGUGACAAAGUGAUCACAUGGAGUUUGGGACUAUAAUUUUGCAGCAGUGACUGUACAGUUGUGCACUGUGGCUGCCACCCAUCAAGUGACACUUGUAUACACGAAGGUCUUUAGAUUGGUAAAACUAUGGAAUACUCCGGUAUAUUGUGAAAGACAUACCAGAGUAUUGGCUGAUGGUACAGUCUGAGGCCAUGUCCACAAAAAUGCAAGUAAAAAGAUAUUUUUUUGUUUGUGUUGGGCUUCCAUCCAUUCUGGGUAAACAUAGUCCUUUUUUCUUUCUUUCUUUCUUUUUUUUGUUUUUCCAACAUGUGCAUUACUGUGGUUAUGGCUCAACGCAUUCUAUCAGUGGCAGUACAAGUGUAACUCCAUGUUGUGUUAAAAAAAAAAGAAAAGAAUACUAUUACAACUUAACUACCUAUCACCACAGUGCAUUAAACAUUGCCUUUAAGGCAAUUAGACAGCUGUUAAGUUGAAAAUACUUGAAAGAAUCAGUUUAUGACUAUACGUAAAUAAAAGCUACAGUAUCAACAAAGGUCACAGAAUCUUUCAUUAAAUUCUUUUAGAUUGUCAGCAGUGUCUACAGUCAUUACUGUUAUAGUCAUUUAACUAAACUGAGAUAGAUGGCAGAUAUACAUAAUAGACCGGAGCAAUGUUACUUUUUAGUUUCAAUAUUAAUAUAAUAAAACAAUCAGUUUUCAGAGUGUGGCUAUAGUGAAACAGUAAUAACCCUUUAAAGUGUGUCACUUAAAAUUGCUGUUACACAUUGCAGAUGAAAAAAUGUUUUUGUGUGUGAAUCUGCCAUGUCAUAAUGGAACGGAAUUUUAUCAAUAAAAAUGUAUAACUUGCCA
Epinephelus lanceolatus (giant grouper) is the source of this 4504-nucleotide messenger RNA. RefSeq names its product carbonic anhydrase. NCBI's taxonomy places the organism in Eukaryota, Metazoa, Chordata, Actinopteri, Perciformes, Serranidae. Gene Ontology annotation, cellular component: cytoplasm. Gene Ontology annotation, molecular function: zinc ion binding; carbonate dehydratase activity. Gene Ontology annotation, biological process: regulation of pH; carbon dioxide transport. The record is from RefSeq and is a predicted model, not a curated record.